Amorphotheca resinae ATCC 22711 is the source of this 1646-nucleotide messenger RNA. RefSeq lists its product as hypothetical. Gene Ontology annotation, biological process: protein sumoylation. Lineage: Eukaryota; Fungi; Ascomycota; Leotiomycetes; Helotiales; Amorphothecaceae. The transcript is spliced from 2 exons. Gene Ontology annotation, molecular function: SUMO activating enzyme activity. The record is from RefSeq and is a predicted model, not a curated record. The coding region runs from base 192 to 1427 and encodes 411 amino acids. Gene Ontology annotation, cellular component: cytoplasm; SUMO activating enzyme complex.
CGUGUGUGUUUGUUUGCUUUGAGAUUCACUUGCGGCUAUCACAGACAAAUUUUCUGUGCAAUAUCUCAACGGGACUAAGCGGGACGGGUUCGGGAAUGACUUCAUUCUUUUCCUAGAACACCAGAAAAUCGGGGGGUGUCAACAAGUUCACGUUCUUCUAUCGUUCCUGAUCCUAAGACCAAAUCGCAACCAUGGAAACGCUACCAGACCAAACACUUCAGGGCGAGAUGGGCGGCAUCUUAGGCGCUUCAGCUACAGCUCCAGAAGGCAUCAGCGCUGAUGAAAUUGCCCUUUACGAUCGACAAAUCCGUCUCUGGGGCGUCCAAGCCCAGGAGAAAAUCCGCAGCGCCAAUAUCCUCCUCAUAACCAUGAGAGCGCUCUCCAACGAAAUCGCGAAGAACCUUGUAUUAGCUGGAAUCCGCUCCCUCACAAUUGUCGACCAUGCUCUCGUCACGGAGUCCGAUCUAGGCGCACAAUUCUUCGUCUCCGAAUCUGACAUUGGGAAGAAUCGCGCUGAGGCCGCUGCUCCAAACAUUAGGAAGUUGAAUCCCAGGGUGAUCGUGAACGUGGAUCAAUCAGAUAUCAAGACGAAGGGGCCCGAUUAUUUUGGGAGUUUCGAUGUGGUCAUAGCUACAGAUUUGCACCCGGACAGCUUGAACAUUAUCAAUACGGCGACGAGAUUGAAUCACAAGCCAUUCUAUGCGGCUGGCGUUCAUGGCUUCUACGGGUUCAUUUUCUCGGAUUUGAUUCAGCAUGACUACGUGGUGGAGAGGGAGAAGAGUAAUAGGCCGACCCUGUUAGAGCCAGAGACCAGAACGCGUAGUGUGGUGGAUGUGAAGACGAAGAAGGAAAAUGGGAAGUUGAUUGAACUGGUUACGAAGAGGGAGCUAUAUUCUACCUGGUUCUUGGCAAGUGAUGCUGCCAGCCUGCCAGCCGAGUACUUGAAGAGCAGACGUCGACUUAAGGCCGUAACCCCAAUCCUCUCUUGCCUCCGCGCUCUCUGGGAAUUCCUUCAGCUUCAAGACGGACGGUUACCCAGCACGACUGAGGAUCUGAAGAUUUUCACCGUCAGCGCAACACAAAAGCACAAAGCUCUUGGUCUACCAGACGAAACAUUACGGUCGGAGGUCCUGCGGAAAUUCUUGCAAAACCUUGGAAAAGAGAUCGCCCCCGUUACUGCUGUACUUGGUGGCCAGCUUGCUCAAGAUGUCAUCAACGUCCUCGGUUGUCGCCAACAGCCGAUCCAGAAUAUGGUGCUCUUUGAUGGAGAUACGAUGGAAGCGCCGAUGUAUGCAUUGCAUCCCGAGGGUGCGCUUGGCGAGGGAUUGCUGCCACUCUCUUCUGGUGCGGAAAGUGGUGCAAUCGUGAAUGGAGGCGCUGCGGCGAAUACCGGCGCCGGCUUUCAGCCUGAUAUUAUCCAGGUCUAGAUUUUCCAUACCAAAAAUCGGAUAGGGUAGGAUAUACCGGAGUAGCUGGCGUUCUGUGGAUAUGGAGUUAGUUCGAUGAUCGGUUGAGAUCGACAUCUUGAAUAAAGAUAUUCAAUCAUGACCGUCUCUGCCUUCGUCUUGCUCGUUUUCCUCGUUUUCGUGAAGUCCAUCCACAUCAUCCUCGUCCACCUCCUCUGCCUCUUCCUCUUCCUCCUGUUC